Cuscuta epithymum is the source of this 2730-nucleotide messenger RNA. The record is from the annotation of a GenBank genome assembly. Lineage: Eukaryota; Viridiplantae; Streptophyta; Magnoliopsida; Solanales; Convolvulaceae.
UAGGGUAAUGGUCGGAGGAAGAAAAUUUAUCUCUGGAUAUAGAGUAAAGUUAAUUUGGAGAGGAAGGAACGAAGAGUGUUAUAUAGUUGGAGUUCAAAAUCAAAUGCUGAGAACUAUAGACGUUAAUGUACUUUUAAAUUAACAAUUCAUUGGAUUUCCUAUGGAUGUUUUUAGUACAUUAUCGGUAUACGAGCAUGGAGGUUUUUUACGUACAAACUUAUUACGUUAAUAAACAAGGAUGCCCAUCACUAAUUUGACCUUUUUGUUUGUAACCACUAAUUUUUCAAAAAAAUGUCCACCAAACCUAGUAUUGAAAAUUUAAGAUACACAUCACGAUAGCCACACAACAUUUUGUAAUGGGAUCUCUUAAUGUGCACGAGUUGUGUUUCUGGUCUUGUUUAAUCUCUUUACCAUUCCAGGUGGUUAUUUCGAUUAUUGCAUUUUGACAGAAAAGAAGUGACAAAAUGUCUGGAUUUCAAGGUGUAAUUGUUUCCGAUCCAUGGCUACAGAGCCAAUUUACACAAGUGGAGCUGCGUGGCCUUAAAUCCACAUUUGCUUCUGUAAGGGAACAAGCCGGGAAGCUAACUGCUGGCGAUUUGCCAUCAUAUAUGUCCAAAUUGAAGACCUUCAGCGGGAUGUUUAGCGAAGAACAAAUUAAGGCCAUACUUGCUGAAACAUUUUCUAACUCGAAUGAAGAAAUCGAUUUUGAAUCAUUCCUUCGGGCAUUUCUCAAUCUGCAAGCAAGGGUCACUAAGAAACCGAGUAAUAACUCAAAAUUUAAAACCACAACAUCUUUUUUAAAGUCUUCUACAACAACUCUCCGUCACUCCAUUAGUGAAUCAGAAAAGGCAUCUUAUGUUGCACACGUUAACAAAUUUCUACAGGAAGAUAGUUUCUUAAAAGACUAUCUUCCUUUGGAUCCAUCUACAAACGCAAUAUUUGAUCUCGCAAAGGAUGGUGUUCUCUUAUGUAAACUCAUUAAUAUAGCUGUGCCUGGGACAAUAGAUGAACGAGCUAUUAAUACCAAGAAAGUUCUUAAUCCUUGGGAAAGAAAUGAAAACCAUACCCUUUGCCUAAAUUCAGCAAAGGCUAUUGGUUGCACAGUGGUUAACAUUGGCACACAAGACUUAGCAGAAGGAAGACCACAUCUCAUACUUGGGUUGAUUUCUCAAAUUAUCAAGAUUCAACUAUUAGCUGAUCUGAACCUAAAGAAAACUCCUCAACUUGUGGAACUUGUGGAGGAUAGUAAGGAUGUGGAGGAGCUAAUGUCCUUGCCUCCAGAAAAAGUUCUAUUGAAAUGGAUGAAUUUUCAUCUACAAAAAGCAGGCUAUAAGAAGCAGGUUACAAAUUUUUCUUCUGAUCUGAAGGAUGGAGAGGCUUAUGCUCGCUUGCUAAAUACCCUUGCCCCGGAGUUCGGCACAGCAACUCUUGAAACAAAGGAUCCUACAGCUAGAGCAAAUAUGAUCAUCAAGCAAGCAGAACAAUUGGAUUGCAUAAAAUAUGUCACUGCAAAGGACAUCGUUGAAGGGUCAACAAAUCUAAAUCUUGCAUUUGUUGCACAAAUAUUCCAACACAGGAAUGGAUUAACCGAUGUUGACAACACAAAGUUGCCUUUUGCUGAAAUGAUGACAGAUGAUACUGAAACCUCUAGAGAAGAGAGAUGCUUUCGGAUGUGGAUUAACAGCCUUGGAGUCGAAACAUAUGUUAAUAAUUUAUUUGAGGAUGUUCGAACCGGGUGGGUUCUCUUGGAAGUACUUGACAAAGUUGCCCCUAAGUCAGUCAAUUGGAAGCAAGCAACAAAACCUCCAAUUAAACUGCCAUUUCCAAAGGUCGAGAAUUGCAAUCAAGUUAUAAGGAUUGGAAAGGAAUUGAAGUUAUCACUGGUUAAUGUAGCUGGGAAUGAUAUUGUCCAAGGAAACAAGAAGCUCAUAAUAGCUUAUCUAUGGCAGUUAAUGAGGUUUAAUAUGCUUCAACUAUUGAAAAACUUGAGGUCUCAUUCCCAAGGAAAAGAAAUAACAGAUGCUGAUAUCUUGAAUUGGGCAAACAAUAAAGUGAAGAAUGUAGGAAGAACGUCUCAAAUGGAGAGCUUCAAGGAUAAGAGUCUAUCCAAUGGAAUUUUUUUCCUUGAACUUCUAAGUGCUGUGGAGCCUCGGGUCGUGAACUGGAGCCUCGUGACCAAGGGUGAAACAGAGGAGGACCAGAAGGCGAAUGCGAAUUAUAUAAUCAGUGUUGCUCGGAAGCUAGGAUGCUCAAUUUUUUUAUUGCCCGAGGACAUCAUGGAAGUGAACCAGAAGAUGAUCCUCACCCUAACAGCAAGCAUCAUGCAUUGGAGCUUGCAAAGAAAAGUAGAUAAUUGUGAGAUUGCUGCAUCAUCAUCCUCAGCAGAUAAGACCGUUGGUGAUGCUGAUGUGGCAGGCGAUGAACAAUACCCGGCGGAAGGCAGCCAAGACAAGGAGCUUGAGGUUGUCCCUGAAGAUGAAGAGUAGAACGAUAGACACGUUUCCCAAUUGGAAGUUUAACAAGGACAUAUGCUGCCCUGCAUCUUCAAUAAUAUUCUGUGAAGUUGUACAAAAGUACUUGCUGUUAUGAAUCCAUUUUUACUAUUAGCAACAAUAUUUUUAAAAGGUAAAGAAUAUACACACACAAAAACAAACUGUCAAUUUUUUUUGUUGGUUCAUAUAGAGUUUGUACAUAGGUUAAGAUGGAAAAAAUUUGAAUAGUAAAUCCUGU